Molecule: messenger RNA, 136 nt
Organism: Entrophospora sp. SA101
Lineage: Eukaryota; Fungi; Glomeromycota; Glomeromycetes; Entrophosporales; Entrophosporaceae
Source: the annotation of a GenBank genome assembly
AUGAACAACAAAAGUCAAACUAGUAAAAAACAACAAAAUUUUAUUAAAGGAAAAAUUAAAUCAAUGAAAUUGGAAUUGGAUAAACUUUUAUCGCAACCAUUAAUACCAAAAGGGGUUUCUACCAAAUAUUUAACAA